Penicillium maclennaniae is the source of this 3030-nucleotide messenger RNA. Its product is annotated as beta-glucosidase. The record is from RefSeq and is a predicted model, not a curated record. Bases 1 to 3030 code for a protein of 1009 amino acids. Gene Ontology annotation, molecular function: beta-glucosidase activity. The transcript is spliced from 10 exons. Gene Ontology annotation, biological process: glucan catabolic process. Lineage: Eukaryota; Fungi; Ascomycota; Eurotiomycetes; Eurotiales; Aspergillaceae.
AUGCUAUCCCGCGUGCUGCAGCCCCACAAGAUCCCCACAAAACCCCCAAACCUGCAUAUCCGCAGUUCGGCGAUUGAGCCGGAACCCUAUAGAAGCUCGAGCACGCUAGAGUUUGGACCAUCCGAUAAUUGUCCGGUGCGUUUGCCUCGUCAUUUUGGCAGGGCGUCCAUGCAUCUCUUCGGUGAAUACCUGACUUGUCUACCCACCAACCCACGUAGCAAGAGAGAUGCCAAAGCCUACCUUGAUCUACUGCGAGCACGAGGCCGCGUCAAGCCAAGCAUCCGGCGCACCAUUGUGGCUUGCGCCUCGACUAAAGAAAGCAUUCAUCCGAAGUUUAGCCAGCGAAAAGUCAAAAACUUGACUAGUAGCGGCAGAGGUCUCUCCACAACUGCCCUCCAUAAAUCAAUUCCACGGCUUGAUUACGUGCGCGGGGCUAGCGCAAUGCUUGGAAUUAUUGGCUUGCCAAGUGUGGGGUACACACGGCUCGUGAACGACUCGGACAUUACCUCAACAGGAAAGGAAAUGAAGUGGGAAGACCUUGCAACGCAGUCGGCUAUGGCAUCACCGAUGACUACGAGGCGUUACAUUACUCUUCGUCUCAGUGCCGAGGAGAACCUCAAUAUGGUUUCUACAAAGCACCUUGGAUUGGCGGUGGCCAUUCUCUCCGUGUGUGGACUGGGGUAUGCCGAGGAGAAUAUCACCUCGGACACGUACUUCUAUGGCCAGUCUGAGGCCGUCUACCCGUCGCCAUCUGGCAGGGGCACGGGUGAUUGGGCUGAAGCUUACUCCAAAGCUGCGGCUAUGGUUGCGAAGAUGACACUGGAAGAAAAGAAUAACCUUACCUUCGGUGCUACUAAUACAGAGAAUGGGUGUUCUGGAAUCAUUCCGUCUAUUCCUCGUCUUGGCUUUACCGGCUUGUGUCUUCAGGAUGCUGGCAAUGGUGUUCGGAGUACCGACUUCGUCAACAGCUAUCCGAGUGGUCUUCACGUCGGCGCCAGCUGGAACAAGACUCUUGCCCUUGACCGUGGCCAUCAUAUGGGGGCUGAAUUCAGGAAAAAGGGUGUCCAGGUGGCUCUCGGUCCUGUUGUUGGGCCUCUGGGACGGACUACCACAGGAGGUCGUAACUGGGAAGGCAUGUCCAAUGAUCCUUAUCUGGACGGCGUACUUGGUGCUGCUACCGUGGAGGGUGUGCAAGGCCAGGGUGUGAUCACUAGUGUCAAGCAUUUUAUUGCCAACGAACAAGAACUGUACCGCAACCCGACAAUCAACUCAAAUAAUGAGACCGUUGAAUCAGUGUCCAGCAACAUCGACGAUAAGACCAUGCACGAGCUGUAUCUUUGGCCUUUCCAGGAUGCUCUCAAGGCGGGAGCUGGAAAUAUCAUGUGCUCAUACAACCGCGUCAAUAACUCGUACGCUUGCCAGAACAGCAAGACCCUGAACGGACUCCUCAAGACGGAACUCGGCUUUAACGGUUUCGUCGUGACGGAUUGGGACGCCCAGCAUUCCGGCGUGGCAGCGGCUCAAGCCGGCCUCGAUAUGGCGAUGCCCAAUGGGCAGUCCUUCUGGGGCGACAACCUCACUGAAGCUAUCACCAAUGGCUCCGUUUCCGAGUCUCGUCUAACCGAUAUGGCAACCCGCAUCAUCGCAGCCUGGUAUCAGAUGGGCCAGGACGAGUCGAGUUACCCUGCACCUGGCGUGGGUAUGCCGUACAACGUUAGUGAGCCUCACACAAUUGUGAAUGCUCUCACCCGCGACGCGAAGCCAACGAUUUUCGACGGUGCCGUUGAGGGUCACGUCCUGGUCAAAAACACAAAGAAUGCUCUGCCUCUGCUGUCGCCGAAGCUCAUCUCCGUCUUCGGCUACGACGCCAAAGCUGCCGACAUGUACAUGCCCGACGGACAGUCACUCACAGGGAACCCCUGGGAAAUGGGUUACUCGCCGGCAAUCUUCCAGAUUGGUGAUGCAUUUUCUAGCACCGUGCUCAAUGAGCCGUACGACUACCAGGUGGCUUUCAAUGGUACACUGAGUGUUGGUGGUGGAUCCGGGGCCAACAGCGGGCCGUAUCUGAGCGCUCCUCUUGAUGCGCUUCAGCAGCGAGCUUACGAGGAUAACUCGGUGGUGAUGUGGGACACGACGAACAACCCGAGCAUGAUGGGAUUGAUGGAGGCUUCGGAUGCGUGCCUCGUCUUCAUCAAUGCAUUUGCUACCGAAGGCCUGGAUCGGUCUGGUCUUCACGAUGACUACUCAGAUGAGCUUGUCAACAAAGUGGCAAAGACCUGCUCCAACACCAUCGUUGUUAUUCACAACGCCGGUACUCGUCUGGUGGAUCAGUUCGUAGAGAAUCCCAAUGUCACGGCCAUUGUCUUCGCUCACCUUCCAGGCCAGGACUCUGGUCGCGCUCUGGUAUCUCUGCUAUACGGGGACGAGAACUUCAGCGGCAAGCUUCCCUACACCGUUGCUAAGAACGAGUCUGACUACUAUUCCCUCUACCAUACCGGGGCUGUCACUCCUUACGGGCUGUUCCCUCAGAGCGACUUCACUGAAGGUGUUUACACCGAUUACCGGUACUUCGACAAGCACAACAUUGCUCCUCGCUAUGAGUUCGGCUUUGGUCUUUCAUACACCACCUUCUCCUUCUCUGACCUCCACGUCUCUUCUGUGAAGAACGGCAUCGCUGCUUACCCCUCUGGCGCUAUCGAGCAGGGUGGUGCCGUUGACCUGUGGGACACUGUCGCUACCGUCACCGCUACUGUGAAAAACACGGGAAGCAAAUCAGGCGCUGAAGUCGCCCAGCUCUAUGUCGGGAUCCCCGGCGGCCCUGUGAAGCAACUCCGUGGAUUCGACAAAGUUCAAAUCCAAGCCGGCGGCUCCGCCAAGGUAACAUUCUCCUUGACUCGUCGUGACCUCAGCAGCUGGGACGUCGUUGCUCAGAAGUGGCAACUUCAGACCGGAGAGUACAAGCUCUACGUUGGAUCGUCCAGCAGGAAACUUCCUCUGCAGUCUACUCUGAAGAUCGUCAGCAGCUUUUAG